CUACACUACUCGACGUGCAGCAGUCCAUUCACCCCACUAGCCUGGCAGCCAAGCUUGGUUGGCGGGCCGCAGUGGAGCGCGGUGACAGAGCUGAGUCGAGUCGGAGGCUCGGAGCAGAACGCCGUUGUCCGGGCCAGUUCUGCAGAGGAGAGUCGCUGUGAGUAGGACACAGGCAGGCGCAGGAGGAAAAGCAGAUUCGAUGGUGCCAUCCAGCCCGUGCCAGCAUGUCCAUCCAGCCUUCUGCCCGAAGCUCUUUGUCGAGAAUACCCGAGCGAGGCCCACCUGUAGGGCUGAAGGCGACCCGUUUCAACCCCAAGCUGCCAGGGGAGCCCCUCCCGCGGGCCUGGACGCGCGACCUCGCGCCGCGAGAUCCACUUUACCUCGUCCGUUUGUCGAGUCUCGACCAUGAUUGUCAUGCACGUUUCCCGUGGCGGACCUGCUCGCCUGGUCUCAGCCUAUCACCACUCCGCCCCUUCGACACCCACUCAUGUUAA
This is a messenger RNA of Diaporthe batatas, 494 nucleotides long. RefSeq lists its product as uncharacterized. The coding region runs from base 225 to 494 and encodes 89 amino acids. The record is from RefSeq and is a predicted model, not a curated record. The transcript has a single exon. NCBI's taxonomy places the organism in Eukaryota, Fungi, Ascomycota, Sordariomycetes, Diaporthales, Diaporthaceae.